Molecule: messenger RNA, 1266 nt
Organism: Penicillium canescens
Lineage: Eukaryota; Fungi; Ascomycota; Eurotiomycetes; Eurotiales; Aspergillaceae
Product: peroxisomal membrane protein PEX14
Exons: 1
Coding region: 1-1266 (421 amino acids)
Biological process (GO): protein import into peroxisome matrix, docking
Cellular component (GO): peroxisomal membrane; peroxisomal importomer complex
Molecular function (GO): signaling receptor binding
Source: RefSeq, a predicted model, not a curated record
AUGCCAGACGACACACCCAAAUCUUCCAUUCCCUCAUGGCAAAGGGCCAGCAGCACGGCAGAUGGAUCGCCAUCGUCAGCGCCGGGCUCCGACGCUGCGCCCGCACCCUCAACUACAUCCCGAGAAGACCUGCUAGCACAAGCAUCCAAAUUCCUGGAAGAUGAGUCAAUCAAGGACAAACCAACAGACCGCAAAGUUACCUUCCUUGAGUCCAAAGGUCUGAGCCCCGAGGACAUUCAGCAGGUCCUCGGCGUCUCCCGAGGCGCGGAGGCAAGUAGCAGCUCGACCCCGGCCGCUGAUAAGACGGAGGAAGAGACACAACCCGCCUCAUCCCCUCGGCCUGAACACACUCCCUCUGCUCCUGUCACAUCUACGCCGACCUCUACCAAUACCAAUACCAUGCCGCCACAGCGCCUAGCAUCAGCGCCCACCACCGCCUCCCGCGAUGUGCCUCCCAUAAUAACCUACCCGGAAUUCCUCUUCGAGUCGAACAAGCCACCGCCCCUGGUCACAAUGCGCAGUCUCCUCUAUACGCUCUAUGGAGCAGCCGGUCUAGGAGCAAGCAUCUACGGCGCAAGCGAGUACCUGGUGAAACCAAUGCUCGCGAACCUAACAAGCGCACGGCACGAAUUAGCAACUACGGCGGAGGAUAAUCUCCAGAAGCUGAACGAGAAGCUCGAGAAGACAGUCUCCGCCAUCCCGCCCCAGCUCACAGCGCGCAAGACCAAGCCCCACGUCGACGAGGAAGAGGAGGCCAACGACACCGACUCCAUCACUUCCGACCCAACAGAACUCUUCCACCGGGACAUCGCAACACAGACUAGUCCAGAGCCAACACCAGCACCCAUCACUACAAAUCCGAUUAACUCAGCAGACUCGGCUAUCGCAACGCCGACGACUGCAGUUAACAACCACGUCAGCCGAAUCCAAUCCAUCACCUCACAGCUGCGAGGCAUCAUUGACUCGGAGAAUGAUGCCAGCUCUCUUGAUAGCAAAAUGCGCACUGGUCUCUCCGAUCUCCAUCACUACUGCGAUGGCUUGAUCUAUAGUGCUCCGGCGUACUCGACGGGAUCAACGUACGGUGUGUGGAACGCCACCCAUACAUCUGGGUCGGAUAACAAUUCCGGUCUGCGUAAGGCUGAAGAGGAUGCCAUUUCUGGCUUCAGGGCGGAUAUUCGUGGUGUUAAGGGUGCGCUGUUGAGUGCGCGCAAUUUCCCUGCUAGUCGGGGAGGAAGGCUUGGAGGCAUUCAGGCUGGUGGGAGAUGA